Molecule: messenger RNA, 1513 nt
Organism: Humulus lupulus (European hop)
Lineage: Eukaryota; Viridiplantae; Streptophyta; Magnoliopsida; Rosales; Cannabaceae
Product: phospholipase A1-IIgamma
Exons: 2
Coding region: 112-1395 (427 amino acids)
Biological process (GO): lipid metabolic process
Molecular function (GO): glycerophospholipid phospholipase A1 activity
Source: RefSeq, a predicted model, not a curated record
UCAAAAACUACUUAUAUAUUUUUGGCUCUAUUCUCUUAACGAGUAAAACUCUUUCUUGGGUCAUAUGAUAAUUCGAAGGAAGAAGAAGAAGAAGUAACAUCAAUCUCAUCAAUGUCUAUAAGAAAGUGUCUCGUUCUCCCAAAGUGCUUUGGCAAGAAGAAAAAGAAGAAGAAUACGAAGAACACUACCAAUAACUACAACAAAAUGGACACCAUAGCCAAAAAAUGGAGAUAUCUGAGUGGCCAAAACAACUGGAAAGACUUGUUGGACCCUCUCAACAUAGAUCUCAGGCGAUACAUAAUUCACUAUGGAGAAAUGGCUCAAGCAUCGUACGACGCUUUCGACACUGAGAAAGCGUCGAAAUUCGCUGGGAGUAGUCGCUUCGGUAGGAAGAGCUUCUUCGAAGAGGUUGGCCUAGUGAAAGGCAACCCCUUCGAGUACAGUGUGACCAAAUUCUUGUAUGCAACUUCUCAUGUGAAUGUGCCAGAUGCUUUUCUAAUAAGGUCUCUGUCUAGAGAGGCUUGGAGCAAGGAAUCGAAUUGGAUGGGCUAUGUGGCUGUGGCCACAGAUGAAGGAAAGGCUGCUCUUGGAAGAAGGGAUAUUGUGAUUUCUUGGAGAGGUACUGUACGAACAUUGGAGUGGAUCAAUGAUUUUGAGUUUGAUUUGGUUUCACCUUUGAAGAUUCUUGGUGAUGAUUAUGGUGGUGAUCCUAAGGUUCAUCAAGGAUGGUAUUCCAUUUACACUUCUGAUGAUCCUCGUUCUCAAUUCAAUAAAAUUAGUGCCAGAGAACAGGUUCUUAAUGAGAUCAGAAGACUAGUUGAGCUCUACAAGAACGAAGAAAUCAGCAUAACCAUCACCGGCCACAGCUUGGGCGCCGCAAUCGCUACUCUAAACGCAGUGGACAUAUUGGCCAACGGAUACAACAAGCCAACUAUGUCCACUGCGACAUGUCCGGUCACUGUCUUCGUCUUCGCCAGCCCUCGAGUCGGAGACAGUGAUUUCAAGAAGCUAUUUUCAUCCUACCGAGAUCUUCGAGCUUUGCGAGUUCGAAACGCCUCAGAUAUCGUCCCAAACUAUCCCUUCAUUGGGUUCUCGGACGUGGGAGAAGAGUUGGAGAUAGACAAUCGCAAGUCCAAGUACCUCAAGAGCCCCGGAAGCGUUUCGAGUUGGCACAAUUUGGAGGGUUACUUGCAUGGAGUUGCGGGGACGCAAGGGAGCAAAGGAGGGUUCCGCUUGGAAGUUGAUAGAGAUAUUGCUUUGGUGAACAAGAGUAUGGAUGCGUUAAAGGACGAGUAUCUUGUCCCGGGUUCUUGGCGAUGUGAGAAGAAUAAGGGAAUGGUUCAACAAGAUGAUGGUUCUUGGAGGUUGAUGGAUCAUGAGGAGGAAGAUGAUUGAUGUUUUUUCUUUUCUUUUCCUAUAAGUACUAUUGUUGGAAUGAUGAUGUAUGAGCUUUGAUUUAAUGUAGGGAUAAAAGAAAACUAAUUAUUAUGUUGAAAGAUUUGGAUUUGGAUUU